GCAGCAUAUGUCUAUGUAUUUUACCAACUGACGUAUAGGCAUAGGCAAAUUCUUUAUUGAUCAAAAACAAAUCACAUGAUACAAAGAUCUGUUUAUUAAAUGCGAUGUUUUUGAUUAAUUUACGCAUUUAAUUAAUCAUAAUAGCAUUAUGAAGUCAUUAAGGGAUUUAAUAAGAAACUUUGAUAGGUUAUAUGAUAACCAAUACUGUUCGCGCGAUACAUAAUUUAUAUAUGUUUGUAUUUUGAAUUUUAUUUCUUUAUUUUAUCGUCUUAUAUCGUUAAGAUUGGAAAUUACAUAAAUAUGAUUCCGGACAACUGUGAGCAUAACAGGAUUUGGAAAAAUGUUAAAAUAAACAACGAAGCUCACAUGAUUUGUUUCACGAAAAAGAACGAGCCGUGGAAAGUUCUUUUAACGAAUCUAAUAGAAAUUUGGAUAGAGACUCUGACAGAUGAAACUAUGCUCCACAAAUUUCAGACCUUGAAUCCUCUCUUAAAUCUUGAAGCUGUUGAUUGGAAGCAACUGGUAAUGGAUAUGUUAAACGAUAUUCCCAAGCAUAUGCAUACACAUACUGUAGAACUUUCCACAUAUCGAAUAGAACUGCGGAAAGAUCAAGAUUUUGAAAGAUCAAGAUUGAAAUUGAGAUUCUCGUUAGAUCUUCUCAAAGAAACGCCGCAACAGUUUUGGGAAAAUGUGACCAUGCCUCUCUGCUUGUCAUCGAUGGAACUGGUUCGCCGAUAUAAGAUUCUAUUGGAUUUAGUAAAACAAAAAGAUGAGGAAAUUGCAGAAUAUAAAGCAGAAGGUGCAGAGUUGAUUAGGAAGUAUAUUGCUACAAAACCAUUCAGCGAAGAAUUGUUUCACAUUGAUACUACUGCACCGACUGCGACUGAUUUUGUAAGAACUUUCCAAUCUAUGUUCCAUUUUCAUAAUGAAAUAAACUUGUCAACGCCAUAUAUGAAGAUAGAAUCUGAAAAAUCUUUGCACAAUACAAGUGAUAAUAAUUCUCCAAAGAUUGAUGAAAACAUUUUUCCCAAUUCUAAAGACGAAUUCGUAAAGGAGCUAAAGCAAGAUAAGUCGGAUGAGCAAGAUCAUUCAAAUGUCAAAGAAUACGAACAAGAAGCAGGUCCCUCCAACAAAAUUUCAAUUCCGAAAAUAAGCAGCACAUCUCACAGAAUAUAUAAACUAAAGAAGAAUAAAAAAACCUUGAGCGAUUUCAUAUCAUAGUAAAAUAUCGUUUUCGGCUAUUAGGAUUCGCGUCUUUGUGUAAAUUUGUUAAUAAUGAUAUUUAUUGAAAGAAAAAUAUGUUGAGAUAUAUUUAUAUAUAAUUUUAAUCUAAGUCUUUAAGGAAUGAGACUCAUAAAAAUAAAGUAAAUCGCAAAUGAAUAUUAUAAUGUUAUAUAUAGAACGGGUUUGUACAUAAGAAAUAAUAGCAUUUUAUAUAUGUACUGUCUGUAGUAUAUUGAAUGAACAAUAUACUUUGUAACUGUCUUAACACAAUAUAUAAAAUGCAAUGUA
This is a messenger RNA of Formica exsecta, 1512 nucleotides long. RefSeq lists its product as uncharacterized. Gene Ontology annotation, cellular component: DNA ligase IV complex; nucleus. The transcript has 4 exons. The record is from RefSeq and is a predicted model, not a curated record. Gene Ontology annotation, molecular function: DNA end binding. Gene Ontology annotation, biological process: double-strand break repair via nonhomologous end joining. Bases 301 to 1221 code for a protein of 306 amino acids. NCBI's taxonomy places the organism in Eukaryota, Metazoa, Arthropoda, Insecta, Hymenoptera, Formicidae.